GCGAAAUAACAGCUUUGUGGCACGGUGUUAAGAGCAUCGUCGGUUAUUCUUGGCAACCUUUCCUGAACAUUCACCAUCAUGUCGCUGCCAUACGCCUCGAGGUCUGCUAUCGCGACUGAACUUUUAAACCCCCACACUUCAUACGGAUCUAUUCCUCCGGGCUCAUCGAAAUAUUUUACCUGCGGAUCUCUUGGCAGGUCCAGUUCCUCAUUGGUUGUGAGUUUGACUGAUGCACCACGAUGAUGGCGCCUGCAUACCUGCAUAAAAUCGCGCCAAAUAGGACAGCCUUGACGAGGCUUCUUAUCUCUUUUCUUUCUCUCUUUACGUCGCCUUUUCGUUCUCUGUCCAACCCUCAUUGACGAACAGAGAGUACCUACGAGAAGAUGGUCGACUAUGAGAAAAGUCCUUCAGUCGUCUCAUCAUCAAUCGAAAAGGAUGUACGCGUGAAGGACGUUCAAGAGGAGGACUCUCCCUACAACAGGGGAGGACUCUUAGAUCCGGUGAAGGAGGAGACCCUUCACCGAGGGCUGUCUGCUCGUCAGAUAUCUAUGAUUGCGCUCGGUGGUGCAGUUGGAACGGGUCUCAUCAUUGGUUCAGGGACUGCACUUGUACGAGGUGGCCCUCUGGGUGUUUUGUUGGGCUACACCUUCGUCGGAAUGGUUUGCUACAUGGUCAUGGUUUCCCUUGGUGAAAUGGCUGCAUACCUUCCGCACAAGAAGGGUUUUGCGGGAUAUGCAACACGGUUUGUUGACCCCGCCUUCGGUUUUGCUCUGGGCUGGAACUAUCUUAUGAAAUACCUUAUCGUCACGCCUAACAAUAUCAAUGCUGCGGGUGUCGUCAUCCAAUACUGGACCCGGCAUGUACACAUCGCUGUGUGGAUGGUUAUUUUCAUCGCGUUCAUCUUCUUCAUCAACUUGCUCGGCGUGCGCGUCUUCGGCGAACUCGAGUUCUGGUUCAGUAGCAUCAAAGUCAUUACCCUGGUUGGUCUCCUGAUUAUGGGUAUUGUCAUUGACUUAGGAGGAAACCCCAAACAUGACCGUAUUGGUUUCCGUUACUGGAACCCUCCUGAUGGCCCCAUGGGUCAUUAUCUGAAAGAUCAGGUCCAUGGAGAGAGUCUCUCUAUCUUCCUUGGUUUCUGGAGUACUUUGGUCAACGCGCUCUUUGCUUACAUCGGAACCGAGUUGAUCGGUGUUACUGUGGGUGAAGCUCAGGCACCCAGGAAAAACAUCCCAAUCGCUAUCCGGCGUACGUUCUUCCGUAUCCUUGUGUUCUACAUCGGAGGUGUCUUCGUGAUCGGCUUGGUUGUACCUAGUACUGAUCAGACUCUAUUCACUGCCAACAAGGCGAAAGCUGGAGCUGCGGCUUCUCCUUUCGUUGUCGCUACUACUCUCGUUGGCAUCAAGGUUCUCAACCAUAUCAUCAACGCUGCUAUUCUGCUUUUCGUGCUGAGUGCCGCCAACUCUGACUUGUAUAUCGGUUCUCGUACCUUGUACGCUCUCGCUGUCGAAGGCAACGCACCAAAGAUCUUCACUAAAGUCAACCGUAUGGGAGUUCCAUACCCUGCUCUCAUCUUGUGUACCGCUUUUUGUGGUCUCGUAUUCCUGAAUGUGUCGUCUAGCAGUGCCAAAGGUCUGUCGAGUUUCUACUUUCCAUGUCGAGACUUCCCUGAUAGUUUCAAAGUUUUCACUUGGUUUGUAAACCUGGUAUCAACAUUCGGCGCCAUCACUUGGAUAUGUAUUUGCUAUUCACACAUCCGAUUCAUGAAAGCUCUUCGCGCUCAGGGGAUUUCCAGAGAUACCCUUCCCUAUAAAGCACCUUUCCAGCCCUUCGGCUCGUGGUUUGCUCUAAUUUCAACCUGCAUUAUCACAAUUUUCAAAGGCAUGAUUCACCAUGAUAUAAUAUCCUCAUCCGAUGCUUAUAUUAUAUCUUCAGGAUUUGAUACCUUCAUUCCAUUCACGAAAGACACGUUUGUCACGUCCUACAUCGGAUUACCGGCAUUCUUGAUGUUCUGGGUAGGAUACAAGCUUACCUACCGCACGAGGCUCAUCCCUGCCGAGAAGGUGGAUCUCAUCACAGGCAAGAGGGAGAUCGACGAAGAAGAGGAACGGUUCAACAGGCAGGAGGAAUUGAAAGGACCUCGUACGAAGUGGCAGAAGUUCUUUGACUCACUGUGAAGUCCGUUCCUCUAUUCCGGUUCGGCUCCUGGACUUCCAAUCCGCCUUACUCACCCCCAUGUGCAUUCAAAAUCACUGGAUGCACUAUGUAUUGUACAUCAUGCUCACCUUACUUAGUGUCAUGAUGCUAAGUAGCUAUCUUGUAACGACGAAUGUAAUUGAAUAAUCAUGACCAAACCCCUCUUGC
Molecule: messenger RNA, 2361 nt
Organism: Somion occarium
Lineage: Eukaryota; Fungi; Basidiomycota; Agaricomycetes; Polyporales; Cerrenaceae
Source: the annotation of a GenBank genome assembly